AUGAAUGAGUCUGCUGAGGCCCAGACUCUCACGGGUACCUUGCUAUCCACUAUCCGAUUGCAACGCCAUCUCGGUGCUCGCAUCAUCAUCUGCACGCAAGAGCCUACCAUCUCCCCAGUACUACUGGACCUGUGCUCCGUCACUAUUGUCCAUCGGUUCACCUCCCCCGCAUGGAUGCAAAGUCUCAAGGCUCACUUAGCAGCUAUAGCUCCAGGCGUGACCGACCAAGUGCCAGAUGCGAGUGAUCGACAGGUAGAUUCAACGAGAGAGCUGAUCUCAGGGGCGAAGAACCAUACUACAAGCUCCAUCUCUAAGAAGAUCGUGGGGCUAGAAGUAGGAGAGGCGCUUAUGCUCCCGCCCAGUGCGAUAAUAGAUGUAGACGUGGCGAGCAGCAGUGCCUCGAGAUAUACCAGGCUUGGCACGUCGUUUUUGGAAGUCAAGGUGAGAGCGAGGCUGACGGCUGAUGGAGGCAAAAGUGUCCUGGCUGUUUAG
Molecule: messenger RNA, 492 nt
Organism: Venustampulla echinocandica
Lineage: Eukaryota; Fungi; Ascomycota; Leotiomycetes; Helotiales; Pleuroascaceae
Exons: 1
Coding region: 1-492 (163 amino acids)
Source: RefSeq, a predicted model, not a curated record